CAUGGGAUCCGGAUGCCGUCCUCUUCUCAGGUGACAUGUCACCGUGGUACCGUAGCAUUGUCGAUCCCUCCCUCCCUCUGUCUUUCUCUCUCUAUAUAUACAAGGACGGGACUUCCUACCGCCCUUCAGUAGCCACGGUCUCCCAUCAUCCAUAUCGCCGCCAUCCACAACAACCAUGUGGGGAAUGAAAGAUCGCUAUUUUGGCCUGCGAGGCGGAUGGCUCACCUUCUGGGUCACUGUCGCUUGCGGCACGGAUAUGACGCUGUUUGGUUACGAUCAAGGUGUCUUUGGUGGUGUUGUCGUAACCGAUGAUUUCUUGGAUCAAUUGAAUCUACGAAACAAUAGCAGUCUUCUGGGUACAGUGACGGCCAUCUACGACAUUGGCUGUUUCUUCGGAGCCAUCAUGGCCUACUUCAUCGGUGACAGACUCGGAAGGAAAAAGACGGUAUUGCUGGGCACGACCAUUAUGAGCAUUGGCGCCAUUCUCCAAAUCACCGCCUAUUCAGUCCCACACAUGAUUGUCGGCCGCGUGGUUGGCGGCAUCGGAAAUGGACUCAACACCAGCACUGCACCUCCAUGGCAAGCCGAAACGUCCAAAGCAGCGUGGAGAGGCAAACUCAUCGUCAUCGAACUCAUUCUCAACAUUGCCGGCUUCUCCCUCAGCAACUGGGUCACCUACGGCUUCAGCUUUCUCGGGGGAGGUGUCGCGUGGAGAGUCCCACUAGCGCUCCAAUUCAUCUUCAUCGCCAUCCUCUACGCCACCGUCCCCUGGCUUCCCGAGUCUCCGCGCUGGCUGGUUCAAAAAGACCGCGUCGACGAAGCCGAAUUGAUUCUCGCCGAUGUCGAAGGCACCGACAUUAUGGAUCCCUACGUACAAACCGAACUCAGCGAAAUUAAAUUCUCCAUCCAAUACGAACGAGACCACUCUGUCCGCGUCCGUGAUCUCCUCCGAGGCAAAUCCUCCGGCGACCCAGCCGCUGGAACCGCAACGCUUCGAAGACUCAUUCUGGGAAUGGGCGCGCAAGCCAUUCAACAACUCUCCGGAAUCAACGUCACGAGCUACUAUCUCCCCACCGUGCUCAUCGAAUCCGUCGGUUUCUCCAAUAUGAUGGCCCGUCUCCUCGCCGCCUGCAACAGCGUCAGCUAUCUCCUCUUUUCUCUCAUCGGAAUCCCCAAUGUCGAACGAUGGGGUCGUCGUAAAAUGCUCAUUUACGCUGCUCUCGGCCAAGGAACGUGCUAUAUGCUCAUCACCAUUCUCUUGCGCUACUCGGAAUUGCCCGGGUAUGCGUAUCAGAAGGAAGUCGCUUCUGCGAGUGUGGCGUUUUUCUUCUUGUAUUAUGUCUUUUUUGGAAUUGGAAUGCAAGGUGUGCCGUGGUUGUAUCCUGCCGAAAUUAAUGGUUUGAGUAUGAGGAAUAAAGGUGCUGCGUUGGGUACUGCUACGAAUUGGAUUUGUAAUUUCAUGGUCGUAGAAAUCACCCCCAUCGGAAUCCGCACUCUCGGCUGGCGCUUCUACAUCAUCUGGACCGUCUUCAACUUCAGCUUCGUACCAGUCGUAUAUCUCUUCUUCCCCGAAACCGCCGGCCGCACACUCGAAGACAUCGACGAAUACUUCCGCACGCACGCGAGUGGGAAGGAUAUUUUGGUGUACAAGGAUAAAGAGGGAACGCAAUCGACGCGACCAUUGCGGUAUAUUGAAAAGGAAGAUGGUCAGGUGCGCAGGAGGAGUAGUGUGAAUCCUCGAGCGGCCGCCAUGGCCGAGCAGGAUGCGGAGAAGGGUGUGGGAUUGCCGAGUCAUUCUUCCGAGGAGAGAAUAGAGGUGAGAGAUGGCAAAGAUGCCAAGUGAAAGAAAGGGAGAAAAGAAUAAAAUUUUUAAGGCUUCUUUAUAAAAAGGCUGGUAGUGGAACCAAGCUCGAUAUCUUCAUCAUCAUCAUCAUCAUCAUCUAUGUGCACAUUCACAGCAUCAGCCACACUUUCGUCGGAACAGGCUCGGACCAACCCUUCUGCCCGCAACCGUAUUCUUCAGUGCUGACAGCUCUUGCUUCAAACCCUCGACUUCCCCCUCCAAUACCAGAACUCGAGCUCGCGUCUCAGGACAUUUCAAACACGUAAAGCUCGCACUCCUGACGAGCCUUGUUCGCAUGCAUGUAUCCAUGGUUCCAUCUUCUGAUCCCAAGACAGUCACAAAUUCAUUCUUCCUCACCGGCCGGGAAUUCAAUGGUGAUGCCUUCACAGCUUGUGCUCGUGCUCUAGCCCAGGGGGAUUUUGAUACAAUCGCGGGAUCAGGAGCCGACAAGGGUGACGCGGCAAUAGGCUCAUGUCCACCCCGGAGCGAAUUGCGGCGAUGGAAAGGUUUGUUCGGAUAUCUCCUUUUUUUCACCAGUGGGGAAAGCGAAGACGAUCUUGGAAACAGCUCUCUGACGCCCUCGGACUGCGCUGCCAUUGGCAACAGAGCCCCUUGAGCUGUGCUGAUUUCUGUCUCCUCUGCUCUGCAAGCGGGUUCGAAGUGGCUGGCGGGGGAAGGAGAAUUUUCCUUUUGGACGCCAAGAACCAUAGAAGCUUUCCGUUCAGAUGUGACAUCCUCUGGGCUACGCUUUGGUUGCUGUCGUGGCGCCAUCUCAUUAUCAUCAUCAUCGUCGUCGUCGUCAGAUGUGAGCCAAACAUCGUCCUCUUUGCGACCGUGCUUGGCCAUCCCGCUCAUGCUACAUGCGGAGGAGUGCACGCCAGGCAUUGCUUCGCGAUGGCUGGUAUCCGCGGCAGUAUCUCGUCCCCCAGAUAGGAAAUGAGCAUUGUCUAGCUCAGACACAGAAGCCGCCAUCUCACUACUUGCAACUGUAGCAUCGCCAAUAUCCAUGGCACUAGGCUUGAACGUAAUGUGACGAUCUCUCGACCCGACGGGCGGCACUUGCGCGUUGGGACGACGAUCUCUUUUUAACGAGCGUUCAUUGCUCAGAUAUUUGCGACCUGAUACUGAGGCCGAAGUGGAAGUGCUUGCAUCACUGGUAGCUGGUAGCGAAAAAUUGAGUCUCAGGGGUCUGGCUUUGCCAGCUUUGGCAACCGAUGCAGGAGAUCUCUUCAUGAAGGUCUGCUGUGAUAGCCGGGGUCGAUCGCUGUGUGGACUCGAGACCUGCCUGUAACCACUCCUCCCUGCAACAUCCCUUGAUGGCGAGACCGAGUCCGAAUGUCGACUGGAAGGCAGAGGUGCUGGACCGGACCGCUUGGGCACAGCAGCUAAUUCAUCCGGAUGAAAGGUCAGCUGGCGCGUCACCUGCGGCUGUUGAGCGCUGCUCCGCCGCAAGGCUAACGGCAGUCCAAGGCCGCUCAUAUCCUCGCGCUCGUUCUUUGGCGUCGACUUCUCAGGGCCCUUUCUCAUGGGCAACUCCGAACUACGAGCUCCAUGCAUGGGGUCUAUCACUGCGUCCGAAGCUUCUUUGUCAAAUUGACCAAGGUGUGCACCACUAAGAGCUUGUGGCGAUGCGCCAUUGAUCCAUUCGACGCUGAUGACCUUCUCUUCUCGCGAACUGACCUUUUCUGACGCGAGCAUCAGACCAACUGCAUCGUACACCUGGAUAGCUCCGUUCAUGAGCCCGACAGCUAUGAGACUAUCACUUAUGCCAUCAUCCAUGUCCUGCUUACUCUUUUCUGUAUUGGCGCCACUGCGACUGGUCUGCGACUUUACAUCGCCACGGUCCGAGAGGACAGAAAUCGCUGUACAAGGAGCCCUGCAGUUCCAGGUUCGAAGUAUUGCUCCACCGUUCGCAAAGUCGAUGAUCCUGCAUCUGCCGUCUCGCCCAGCAGUGACUGCCCGCAGCUUGUAGCCCGGAAUGAAUGCGAUGCCGAUUAUAGGUGUGGCAGCAUUGAAAGUGUCCAAAGAUAGGUCGCCGGUGAUGACUUUGCGAUGCAGAUUUGUUAAGCGAGAGAUCUCACCAUCGUUACCCGCCACUUGAGUGGUGUAUCUACCAGCGUCUCGUGAUACUCUCGUGGCAUCAUAGGCAGCUACAGUAGCAUCCUGAAACGCAAGCAUGAAGAUGCUUGGCCUUGCAGGAUGGAAUGCUGCAGCGCACACUGGGGCGUUCGAUGCAUUCGGCUGCAUGAAUGCGCCCGCCGUAGUGCCCGCUAAGUUCUUGAGGUAUACCACUGGGGGGAUACUGGAUGCUGACACCAUCAGCUGCUCGUUAGGCGAUAUCGCAAGUGCCACUGGCGCACUUGAAUGCUUCUGUACCGGCUCAAGCAGUCGUGACCGCUCCGUGCUGUAUUGCUGUAUGCGUCCAUCCGAAGCAGUCGAUAAGAAGAGUGACUUGGCAUCAUUGGAGUAUUGUAGAUGGCGGACCUCUUCUUGUGGAGCGCUCAAUCCCCAGCUCUGCUCCUUGCCUCUUUUAGUGUCGUGCAGGACCACGACGUCCUUGCUGGCCACUGCUAGAAUGCCCGACCCAUCUUUGGCUUCUCUUGCUGCCACAAUGCCAUUUCUGCUACUUUGGAAGACCUUGCGAAAACCCGACGCGUCCUAGGCGAAAAUCUGUCUUGGCGUGGCUAUGAUAAGAUGGUGGGUAUUGGGGAAAGUGAAGUUCUGCUGAUUCGAACGCCUGGGUAAAGGUGCCUCUUUGGCGAUGUUUUGUGUGGCGGACAUGGCAAUAUUUAGUCGUUUUCGGAUGUUGUCUCCGUCGGACGUGUUCGUCGUAGAAUGGAAGUCUCUAUAGCCCGCCGAUGCUGCCUGCCCUAUCAUCUUCCAGUGCGCCUCCUUUCGCUACGUGCCUCACGCUCCGAUCAAUCCUUCAACAUAUCGCUCCACCUGGUUCUACGUCAAGUACCGAAGGCACCAAUGCCACCAAUCGCAGCGCCCAGAUAGCCAAAGUCCGAGAUUCUUCUCCUCCCAAAGAUCUGAACCGCUUCGCCAUGGGGCCACACCAGAAAUCCCGUAUGAACUGAAAGCCAACCCAAAGCAGUAAACGAAGUUACCAUAGUGAGCAUCACCGUCCUGAAAUUCCGGUAGAAAAAAGGAUGCCAUUUGACGUUCCACAAUUCCAGUUUGUUGGGUUGCCCUAGAAGAGGAAUUUGGUUCCAUAUGCCGACUCGAAAGCUUCGCAUAGUGUGCGAGAUGGUGGGAUGGUGCGGUGUGCCCCAUGAAAGGGUGAUGUUACGUUCUGUUCGUAGGUCGAGGACUUCUGCCUCUGACUUGCACAGCGAGAUUGCCAGCACAUCUUCCACCUUCGUUCCCAACUUCAAUUGCUGACAUAUGCGUUCCGUAUACGUAACCAGUUUCUUAUACUUCCUCCUCAUCGUCCCAGCAAGCCAGUCCUGCGGCAAUUUGGGAAAUAGCAUCAGAGUCAGAUAUCCCACUAACAAACAAUCCACGGCCGUCGGGCCCUCUUCCACCCCGAGUAGGUGGUUACUGUUCCCCAACAACUCCUCCAGCGGCUCAAAGAAAUUAUCAGCAAGCGCAUUGAGUUUGAAGACGGCAGCGUGUUCCGGUUUCUGCAACAGUCCUCUUAACGUCUGCUUUCCCCCGCCCAACAACAGGCUAGCUCUCUUCUGCGUAGCCUCCUCGAAUGAUUUGGACUGAUCCUUUCCCACGCCAUCAAAGCCCUCCGGUCGAUUGCUCAUAUCCUCGUGGACAUUGUCGACAUCGAUGGAUGAAAUGCCCAACUGUUCAGUCCUCAUUCUCGCAGCUGCCCGCCACCGAGGCGGGAGAGUAUAGUUCGCAUGCCAUGGUAGGACUUUGCUGUAAGCGGGUCGUGUAGCGAGUCGGUAAUUUUCAAAGCCGACAUAAAGUGAUAUAUCGAGUAAAGUUUGGGCGUGGGAUUCGAUGAAGGAUGUUAUGGCGAUGGCGUCAGCGCGUUGCUGUUGGCUGAGACCAGAGUGGGAGAGCAGGCGUUUGUCUAUCAAAUGGCGGACGAUGUUGUUGAAGCCUGAGACUUUGGCGGUGCCGUCGAUGAGAAGUGGCAGCGGCCGACUUUCUUCGUCGUGCGUGGGGACGAUGGUGUAGGCGUGGGGCACAUGGAGUUGGAGGAGAGCGACGGCGGCG
Messenger RNA from Sphaerulina musiva SO2202, 6019 nucleotides. RefSeq names its product general substrate transporter. Gene Ontology annotation, cellular component: membrane. The record is from RefSeq and is a predicted model, not a curated record. The transcript has 5 exons. Lineage: Eukaryota; Fungi; Ascomycota; Dothideomycetes; Mycosphaerellales; Mycosphaerellaceae. Gene Ontology annotation, molecular function: carbohydrate:proton symporter activity. The coding region runs from base 176 to 1843 and encodes 555 amino acids. Gene Ontology annotation, biological process: transmembrane transport; carbohydrate transport.